UUUCUUGCUCACCUCCUUCCACAGCAAAAACAACCACUCUUUUGGGCAAAUCAUGGAGAGAGUUAGCCUUUGUUUGGCACUGUUGCUUUGCCUUGCCAUCUCCGCAGUCAAUGCUCAGAGCGCUAGCAAUGUUAGGGCAACAUAUCACUACUACAACCCCGACCAGAACGGGUGGAACUUGAAUGCCGUCAGUGCUUACUGCGCAACAUGGGACGCGAAUAAGCCACUGGCUUGGCGGAAGAAGUAUGGGUGGACCGCCUUCUGCGGCCCGGUCGGGCCUCGUGGCCAAGAGGCUUGUGGCAAAUGCUUGAGGAUCACAAACACUAGGACCAAUGCGCAAAUUACGGCAAGGAUCGUCGACCAGUGCAGCAACGGAGGGCUCGAUCUGGACUACAACACCAUCUUCCGCCCACUGGACACAGACGGAAACGGAUACAACCAAGGACACCUCACUGUGAACUACCAGUUCGUUAACUGUGGUGACUGAAUCACAUACGAUUUCCAACUUUCGUAUGUUUGUGCCUGGAAAAAAUAAGGCUUUGUUAAGAAAUAAGUGAUCGCUUCUUCUGUAAUAGAAGCCAUCAUUACGAAAUAAUAAGAAAUUAUUAUCGUGAAUA
Molecule: messenger RNA, 617 nt
Organism: Eucalyptus grandis
Lineage: Eukaryota; Viridiplantae; Streptophyta; Magnoliopsida; Myrtales; Myrtaceae
Product: barwin
Exons: 2
Coding region: 53-487 (144 amino acids)
Biological process (GO): defense response to bacterium; defense response to fungus
Molecular function (GO): RNA nuclease activity
Source: RefSeq, a predicted model, not a curated record